Molecule: messenger RNA, 2763 nt
Organism: Cryptococcus deneoformans JEC21
Lineage: Eukaryota; Fungi; Basidiomycota; Tremellomycetes; Tremellales; Cryptococcaceae
Product: expressed protein
Exons: 3
Coding region: 412-2451 (679 amino acids)
Source: RefSeq, a predicted model, not a curated record
AAUGCAGCAGAGCACAGAGUAGAGAAGCAGCGUUGCUCCAGAAAUCCGCUUCGUCUUCCUUCCUUCCAUCCUCCUUCCAUCCUCUUUCCAUUCUCGAGCACAAACGCUUUGCCACUCCGACGCAGCAUCGGUGGACACCAAACUGCAGACCCCGUUACAGCUACACGCUACGGCGGUUCCUAUCCCUGCGCGUUCCAGUUUCGCCCUUUUUCCGUUACUCUGCAGGGCACUCCCUGUUUGGUCGCGAACUGGAUUCUUUCAUCUCUGCUGUUGACAAUCACUCUUCGCGACCACUGCGAGACCAUGAUUAGCAUCGUUCAAUAAUAGACGGCCCAGCGUUCGUCGCACCUUUCACCCAGUUUACUUUGAGCAGCAACUUCUCUCGCGCUCGAAUAGGCAGCAGUUGCCACCAUGACGUCCGCACAGUCCCCACAAUUUGUUUACGGCGGUUUCUCACCCCGUCUUUCCGACCAGCCUGUAGUUUCCCUCACCCCAUCGCCACCCCGACGAAUGCCGGGCUCUCCUUCAUUCGCCUCUCCUUGCCGGGAGCACUGUACGCUGUCCUUUGGCAAAAUUCCGCUUCCGACCUCGACCGCCGUUUCCACCGACUCCGAAGCUGGUACUUUCAGUUCCGAUUGGCACUGCGCUAGCGAUGCCCGGAACGGUGCUCAGUCGCCUUCACUCAUCACUUCGCUUUUCCAAACCAACUCUUUUUCCCGAUCAAGGCUACCUUCCGCUGGGUCAGCAUCAGGGUCUAAUCCCGUAUCACCCGCGACGACUGGCGUGAGCGCUACAAAACCUAUAUUACGGAGAGAUACGUUCUCGACGAACGGUGAGGACGGUUCACGAGAUCAUGAAAUGUUCAACGGGUUUGUGUUAGGUGUGGCGAGGGUGCCGGAAGAGGAUCGAGCGGCAAUGGAUCGGCUUCCACGAAAGAAAAAUCCCUCGACGUUGACUUUUGCUGUCAAGCCUUGCCCUGUUUCGACUGAUUCGGAGGCUGGGACAUUCAGUUCAGAUUGGCAUUGUCAUUCGAACGCUUUUCCUACUCAAGCGAGACAACCGCCAAGAUCUUCAGCGACAGCGCCUGCCCCGGUGAUAUUAAACGGUAUCUUGAGCCCAGUCGAAGGUAGCGUUGGCGCGACGAAGCCGAUUUUACGGCGAGAUACAAUCUCGGCAGCUGAAGAAGGCGGUACGCGUGAUGGCGAGAGCAAUGUGUCAAAGGUGCCAGAAUGUGACGAACAAAAUGUCUCGAAUCAGCCGCCGUUGAGAAGAAGACCUUCAGCACUGACAUUUGCCGUCAACCCUUGUCCCCCAAUGUCCCCUCGCUCUAUUAAUGCUCAAUAUAACCAACGCACCCGAUCUCGGUCGACGUCUACAUCCAUAUCUAACAUGUCCACCCUUCGUUCUCCACCUCCCAGCACCCCUUCUUGGUGUUCUACACAUUCGGAAGAAGAUUCAGAAGAGGAUGAAGAUGAAGAAAAUGAGGACGAUGAUGGGUUUGUGGAAUCACCGAUCGCGAUCCCUGGUCACGAGUUUGAUUCCGACGAGGGGUAUCAUGAAGAUGAGGAAGAUGGGUUUACGUCGGGUGAGGACGACGCUGUCACCGGUAUCGGCACUUUUACAAACAUGGCCAAGUUUCAAAAUCGGCCUUCAUGGGCCGAAACUCGAUGGGCCAGUCCUAACGUUCCUUCUACUCCCCGUCGAAAAUUUGGAUCAAAUCGGGAGCACGCGUACCCUUCUUACCUGCCGUCGACAUCAGACGACGGCGAUGUUGAAGCUCCUAUUCAACCUGCAUAUCAGCGUGGCCGCUCUUCCAUCCGUAUACUCACCGAUAAACCUUCUAACUCGCAAUGCUCUCGCCAUCGUUCACCCCCUCCUCCCAUCAUCACCGCUCCACCAGCAGCAAGGUCACCUUCUGCUGCUGAGCUCUGUCGGAGAAGAGGAAGUGCUGGUGCUGGUGCAUCGGCGUCUGCUUCCGUCUCUGGUAUCGCUUCCGCACGAGCAUCUGGUGCCACCGUCGGUCCAGCCAAGAUCCUCACACGAGGCUGGAAGUCCGAUGACGCUGCAUUCUUCCCAUCUCGAAGAGAGCCCCAAUCCGCAACUGUUGCGGAAACGGGUCGAACCAUUCGUUUCCCAUCGGUCCCUCCGGCGCCUAUUGGAGAACGAAAAGCAUCUUUACCACUUCUUGUUUCUGCUGGUCCCGCGAACACCACUGGCGGUAUGGCAAACGCCACGCAGACGCCAGCGCAAAUGCCAUUGCAGGGUCGUCAGCUGUCAACCGGUGGGAUACUAAGAAGAGACAAGUUGGAAGAGAUGGAAAUCGCCAGAGGGAAAGGUGAGCGGUUGGAACCUGGUGGAGGAUUAUCGAGGAGUUUGGAUGGGGGGUUUAUGGGGGAGAUGGAUAUGGGUUUGGAAGGUGUGGAAGAAGGGAUUGAGGGGAUGGAGAUGUGAUUGGUUCACGUCGGAUCGUUUUGAAUUCAUUGAUGAUUGAUUCUCGUCAGUAGAACUGUAAUUCAGAAAAAAAUCGUUGUUCGUUUACGAUAUCAAUUGGUUCAUGUGUCAGGAGAAGAAGAUUAUCAUUGUGCUGGCUUGGUGGAAUUUGUUGCUUGUUGCAGUUAUUGAGGAAUUUGGUUGGACAUGGGCCGGAAAGAGUUUAGACUGAAGGGAGAGGGAUAGCACUCUACAUUUACGAAUAGACUUAGCAUUUCUAUAUAUCUACAGGCAGUCCUGUUGUUAAUGGCAUCCCGCAUAGGGUAAACACAA